UACAGGUGAGCUGGAGCACAUGGACAUUUUCCCAGCUAUAUCAGCUUCUACAAGUACUAUAAAUCCAGUAUCAGGUACUCUGGGGAACCAUAGUAGUAUAUCGAGUGCACAAUGCUGUGGAUCAUUAGUUGCCUUGCACUUGUGGCUUCCACAUUAGGAUGUGGAGUGCCAGCAAUUAAGCCUCAAGUUAGUGGCUACAACAAGAUUGUGAACGGUGAGAAUGCAGUGUCUGGAUCAUGGCCCUGGCAGGUGUCACUUCAGGAUUCAACAGGCUUCCAUUUCUGUGGAGGAUCUCUCAUCAACCAGUACUGGGUCGUCACUGCUGCCCACUGCCGUGUGACACCUUCAAGGCACGUUGUUGUCCUUGGUGAGCAUAAUCGUGCAUCUAAUGCUGAGCAGAUUCAGACCAAAUACAUUUCCAAGGCUAUCACCCACCCCUACUACAACGGUCAGAACUUCAACAAUGAUAUCACCUUGCUGAAGCUGUCCACUCCAGCUCAGCUGAACAGCCGUGUAUCUCCUGUGUGCUUGGCUACUUCUAGUACCAAUGUCCCUUCUGGUACACGCUGUGUAACCACCGGCUGGGGCAAAACCGGGUUCACAUCAAGCCCCAGUAUUCUGCAGCAAACUGCCCUACCUAUACUAAGCUUAGCACAAUGCCAGCAGUAUUGGGGCAACAGGAUCUUCGAUUCUAUGAUUUGUGCUGGAGCUUCUGGUGUCUCUUCUUGCCAGGGUGAUUCUGGUGGCCCUCUGGUCUGUCAGAGUGGUGGUGUCUGGCAUCAGGUUGGAAUUGUGUCUUGGGGAACUACCAAUUGCAAUGUCCGUGCCCCUGCAGUCUAUUCACGUGUCUCGUACCUGCGUAACUGGAUUGACCAGAUCGUUGCCUCUAACUAGAAUGCCAGCAGCAUCAUGUGAACCUGGAGGAUCUCAUUGGCUCAUACAUGGUCUUGUCAACAACCCAGUUUACUUUCCAACGGUAAACAAAUUCCUAAUAAAAGUUUAAGAGGCAAUCCA
Molecule: messenger RNA, 1014 nt
Organism: Tachysurus vachellii
Lineage: Eukaryota; Metazoa; Chordata; Actinopteri; Siluriformes; Bagridae
Product: chymotrypsin-like protease CTRL-1
Exons: 7
Coding region: 112-894 (260 amino acids)
Biological process (GO): proteolysis
Molecular function (GO): serine-type endopeptidase activity
Source: RefSeq, a predicted model, not a curated record